AUGCCAUCCCCCUCUCUGACGAUCGAAUUGAAGGUCAAGGUUGUCGCCACAAAAACCAUCAGACCGCCGUCUCCCACACCAGACCACCUGAAGAAUUUGAAGCUCUCCGUCUCCGAUCAGCUCCCUCACGUCCUCUACACUUUGAACACGAGCGCUUCGUCUCCCCACCGAUCGAGUCGUCUCAAGGCGUCGCUGUCCCGAGUGCUCGCUCAAUUCUACCCUCUCGCCGGGAGAAUCGGGGACAACCUCUACAUGAACGGUGAUCGCAAGGGCGGCGGCACCGAGUUCGUCCAAGCCGAAGUCAACUGCCCUCUCUCCCACGUCCUCGACCACCCCUGCCAGGACUUGCUUCGCAAGCUCCUCCCCAUCGACACCGAGUCCCCAGAGGUCUCCACCGGACGCCUCUUGCUUGUCCAGGCCAAUACCUUUGGCUGCGGCCACCUCGCCAACGAGGUCUGCUCGUCCGAAGGGUUUUGA
Messenger RNA from Rhodamnia argentea, 477 nucleotides. RefSeq names its product salutaridinol 7-O-acetyltransferase-like. The record is from RefSeq and is a predicted model, not a curated record. The transcript has a single exon. Bases 1 to 477 code for a protein of 158 amino acids. NCBI's taxonomy places the organism in Eukaryota, Viridiplantae, Streptophyta, Magnoliopsida, Myrtales, Myrtaceae.